ACAAAAUACAGUGUAUGCACAUAAAAGGGAAUUGUUGGCCUGCAUCAUAGUAUUCUUUUUGAAGAAAUUUAACAAUCUAUUUUCUAAAUGCAUGCAGAUAUAGCUUUUAUGCAAAUGUGGGACAGUCCAAAUUCAUUCAAGUGUAAAUCCUGACUGAGAAAAAGAAAAACAGCAGUGCGUUAGUACAAUAGCAGUGAAGACUGGGAUCAGUGUUGUAUAAAGACUGAUCUGCAUUAUUUCAGAACGUUUUUUAAUCUCUGGACCAAACAUUUGUUAACGCAAUGGGGACAGUCACAAACCUUCUCCUCUGCAGCUUUGUCGUGGGUAUUGCUCAGAAUGAGAUUACUUUAGAGCCGGACAGGCCCUUUUUGAGGAUACAUGUCUCCCAGAGAGCUGUCUUGGAGUGCUGCUUCCGUGCCAAUGUAUCAGUGAAUACAACUUGGAUCAAACACCCUUCCAACAAAACCCUGGCUCCACAUGCUGUGGCUUUUUCAGGCCGUGAGGCUAAAGACCACAAGAUAAACCUAUUCUGUGGCAACCUAACCUUCAACGCAGUCCAGCUGAAUGACUCUGGACUGUACCAGUGUUUGCUGAACAACCGCCUCCUCUCACAUGGCACCUACCUGCAGGUCUACAAACCAAUGGAGAAGACAAUAAACCUCAGCGAAAGCACCAAAAACAAGAUCCUGACAGCUGAGGGAGUCUUACUGCUACUGUGUGUGCUUGUGCCUUCUGUCACCCUUCUCUUUCAGUCAAAAAGACUAAAUGAACUGGAGAAAAAGAAAGCAAAGAAGGAAGAGGAAAACAUAUAUCAGGGGCUAAAUCUGGACGAUUGUUGUUCCACAUAUGAUCAGAUUGAACGCUCCCAGGCACAUGGUCCAUACCAGGAUGUGGGCAACAUUAAAGAGGAGGAGGAGCAGAUUCAACUGGAGAAACCCUGAAUCAAAGGGGAAGAUAGAGAAAGGGAGAGUGUUGAGUCUAUUUUAAAAGAUUAACUGUAUCUGAAUUCAAGGACAUUCUCCAACACGCAUAUUUGGAAUUUUGUACAUAGCCUGCAGUUACAGUUUUAGCGUCUGAUAACAUUGUUUAAUCAGCUUGUUUAAUUUCAGAUGCAACAUUAAUUUUUGAACUUGGAAACAUCAGUUGACAAAACAACCUCACAAGGGUCUACUCAGUUAGGGCCAUAGCAAUUCAACUGAUCUCGACAGACCUCCACUGCUCUGCUCCUCCACGUAGGGAAGUCAAGCACCGUUCAUCUAAACCCACUGUCCACACAAAGAUGACACUGGUUUAAAUUUGGCAAAGUAUCCCUUUAACAGAGGACACACCCUCUGUAGCUGCAGCCAGGCACACUUGUGUGAUGCGAUCAAAAUCUCCAGAACAGCUUCUGAGUGGACUUAUUGGUGAGAUUGUUUUGUUAUCAGCUUCUUUAAUGUUCAUUUAAAAAUAUAUAUAUGAAUUUCCUGCAUUUUACUGAAUGGCUUUAUGAUGUGUGACAAUGUAUCUGCUUUCUUCCAUUUCUGUGAGUACUCAACGAAUAAAAAAAAUCCAACAAA
Molecule: messenger RNA, 1556 nt
Organism: Perca fluviatilis (European perch)
Lineage: Eukaryota; Metazoa; Chordata; Actinopteri; Perciformes; Percidae
Gene: cd79a
Product: CD79a molecule, immunoglobulin-associated alpha
Exons: 5
Coding region: 282-941 (219 amino acids)
Biological process (GO): B cell differentiation; B cell receptor signaling pathway
Cellular component (GO): B cell receptor complex; external side of plasma membrane
Source: RefSeq, a predicted model, not a curated record